AUUUCUUUUUAAUUUCUUUCUUUGCUCCACUCCUUCCUCUUCUUCCAUUAUUUUAUAUUUUAUCACUAGUUUUUAAGACUCCAAGCCUAAAAAGGAAGGGAGAGACUUGGGAAAGAUCAAUCCCUUCCCUCCAUGGUUAUCUCCUUUUCCAUUUUCUCCUCCAUGGUUGACUACAUUAUGCAUUCUUCUGUUUUUGUUUCCAAUAAUUUCCUCUUUGAUUAAUUUUUCUAAUAAAUAAAAACUCCCUCUUUGCCCAUCCCAAUCUUUUUCUGGAUAGAUGGCUUUUUCCUGUCAGAAAAUUGUGGGUAGGAAGUCAAGCCAAGUCUCCUCCUUAUUUUAAUCUCUGCAAUUUGUCUACAAGUUCUUCCUCUCUAUUUUCCUUCUCAAAUUCUUCAAUUUUUCCAAGUUCUCCCACUUCUUGUUUAUGUUUCUUUGCAACUGGGCAGCUUCACAAGUUACUAAGGAACAAAUUCUUGCUUUUGCUAAGUGCUUGUUUCUGGGAUUUUUUCAGUAUUUUUGAAGAAUCAGUUGAUAAUUGACUAUGUACUAGAGUGAAGAUUUUGAUUGAGAUCAUGGAAAUGGAGAUUAAGAGUUAGGGAAAACAUCAUAAAUUAGCUGGAGCCUAGAGGGUCCGUAGAAGAAAGGAAUCACAAUAUUCUUGGAGCAACCCAGCUGUUGGGUCUUGUGGCUCAGGUGUGCAUAGAGGCUUGUUAUUGUCUUCGUUCCAUAAGGCCUGGACAUUGGAGUUUGGUUGAUUUGGUGGAGAAAGUUAGGUGUCAGAGGGUUGCUUUGAUGGAACCGUCCUCAUCAAGUUCAUUGAAGAGGGCUCGAGCACUUGGAAGUGGGAACCAAGUACCUUCCUGCUUGGUCGAUGGAUGCACUGCAGACCUCAGCAAGUGCAGGGACUAUCAUCGACGCCAUAAAGUAUGUGAGGUUCACUCUAAGACCUCAAAGGUUACAAUUAGGGGACAGGAACAACGAUUUUGCCAGCAAUGCAGCAGGUUUCAUUCACUGGUGGAGUUUGAUGAGGGUAAAAGAAGCUGCAGGAAACGUCUUGAUGGACAUAACCGGCGUAGGAGGAAGCCACAACCAGAUUCUCUUUCCAAUCACCCAGGCACAAGAUUUUUGCCAUUCAGUAGCCCCCAAAUAUUCUCAUCUAUGGCCCCAUCCUCCCCUUGGGUCGGAGCAAUCAAAGCAGAAACCAAUAUGCAUUCAGAGUUGACCUUUGGCAGCAGAAAUAACCUGUUUCCGGGAUCCUCAUCUCACCAUUACAAAGCGGAAAAGCAGUUCCCAUUCUUACACACCAGUUCAACUCUCUCUGCGGUUUCUGCCUGCCAGCCCCUUCUUGAUGCCAAUUCCCCACCAGGCAAUGGUGGCAUCAGCCGGAAAACGUCCUCUACCGUGUUAAACCAAGUCCCCAAUUUGAAUCGUGCUCUCUCUCUUCUGUCAUCUCAACCGGCUGAUACUUGUGAGAUUGGUUUGAGCCCCAUGGUGCAGUCUGACCGACAACAGUCCUUGAUCCCAAAUUUGCAUUACAACAACGGUCUAGGAAUGGAAGGUGAGCAAGCAGGAUGCCUUCUAUCCUUCGAUGGAAGUACCACUAACACCAACAUUCAUGCCCAUGGACCAGAUCUUUUCCGGGCAGGGCAUCAUGGAUCCUCUGCUACCAGUACUCACCCUAACCUCUCCUUCUCAUGGGAGUAAUCUGCAUCCAUGUCUGGCUCUCUCCCAUCGAAUAAUUAGAAUCCUCAGUGCUCUGAGGUUUAGUUCUCCAAGUAAUGGUUUUUUCACAAAGCAAAUGUAUGAAUAAUUUGUAUGAAUUUUCUCGGAAUACUUUCUCCUGUAACCUCAAAUCUUGAAGUACUUAUCUCCUUAGAGGCCUGGUAAUUCGUUUC
This is a messenger RNA of Rubroshorea leprosula, 1895 nucleotides long. NCBI's taxonomy places the organism in Eukaryota, Viridiplantae, Streptophyta, Magnoliopsida, Malvales, Dipterocarpaceae. The record is from the annotation of a GenBank genome assembly.